AUGGAGUUCGACAUCGUCGUCGUGGGCGCCGGGCCCGCUGGCUUGUCUGCUGCGAUCCGGGCAAAGCAGGUGGCCACGCAGAGGGGUGAGGAGCUCAGCGUGUGCGUGAUCGAGAAGGGCGCAGAGGUCGGUGCCCACAUCUUGUCGGGGAACGUGUUCGAGCCGCGCGCCCUGAAUGAGCUUAUUCCAGACUGGAAGACGGUGGUGCACAUGGCACCACCUUUGCGGCAGAGCGGCAACUACGUGAUCUCGCUCGGAAUGUUGUGCAGAUGGCUCGCGGAGCAGGAGCUGGGGGUGGACAUAUUUCCUGGCUUUGCCGCCGCGGCGCCCGUCAUCUGCGAGGACACUGGUGCUGUCAAGGGCGUGCAGCUCCAGGACGUGGGGAUCGCCAAGAGCGGAGCGGCGAAGGACACCUUCGAGCCUGGCAUGCGGCUGCUCGGGAAGCAGACCAUAUUGACAGAGGGUGCCCGCGGUUCCAUCAGCGAAGACGUCAUGGCGCGCUACGGCCUCCGAGACGGAGUGUCACCACAGCACUACGGCCUCGGGGUCAAGGAGGUGUGGGAGAUCCCGGAGGAGAACCACGUGGCCGGGACCGUGGUCCACACAGUCGGGUGGCCUCUGGACAUGUCGACCUACGGCGGUUCCUUCAUCUACCACAUGAAGCCUAACUUGAUCCACAUAGGCAUGGUGGUGGGCCUGGGCUACAGCAACCCCUGGAUGAGCCCAUAUCAGGAGUUCCAGCGGUUCAAGCACCAUCCUCGUGUCAAGGCGAUCCUGGAAGGCGGCAAGUGCAUCUCGUACGGCGCCCGCGUCCUGAACGAGGGGGGCGUGCAGGCAGUGCCGAAGCUGACGUUCCCCGGAGGCAUGCUUGCAGGAUGCAGCGCGGGAUUCCUCAACGUCCCCAAGAUCAAGGGGAGCCACACCGCCAUGAAGACCGGCAUGCUCGCUGGCGAGGCGGCGGCGGAGGCGCUGAUAGACGCACCCGAGGUUAGCAAGGUCUGGUGCGCACCGGGUCAGCCGUGGCGCACGGCCGAUCUGGUGCGCGCCGGCGAGACGCGUCAUCUGCCAGGUCUCGCCCUGCACGGGUGUUUGCUCCUGCAGGUGAGCCCCGUCCCCGACGUGCCAUCCGCCGCGGGGACAGGUGACCAGAGGCAAGGAGCCCUGGACCUUCAGGUGGACGGGGCGCGACAGCGAGUACACCAGGCCGGCGGAGGAGUGCAAGAGGAUCGAGAUCCGAAGCCAGACGGCGUCUACUCGUUUGAGCUGCUGGAGAAUUUGAUCAGGAGCGGGGUGAAUCACGAGCACGACCAGCCUGCGCACCUCAAGGUGAAGCCAGAGAAGGCUGACGUGCCCUUGAAGGUCUCCCUGGAGAAGUACGCGGGCCCCGAGGGCAGAUUCUGCCCUGCCAAAGUCUACGAGUACGUGCCAGAUGAGUCCGGAGACGGCAUGAAGCUGCAGAUCAAUGCGCAGAAUUGCGUGCAUUGCAAGUGCUGUUCGAUCAAGACGCCUCAGGAGUUCAUCAAGUGGACGGUGCCCGAGGGCAGCGGGGGGCCCCAGUACGCGGCCAUGUGA
Molecule: messenger RNA, 1572 nt
Organism: Prorocentrum cordatum
Lineage: Eukaryota; Dinophyceae; Prorocentrales; Prorocentraceae
Source: the annotation of a GenBank genome assembly